This is a messenger RNA of Abrus precatorius (Indian licorice), 501 nucleotides long. RefSeq names its product putative ribonuclease H protein At1g65750. The transcript has a single exon. The coding region runs from base 1 to 501 and encodes 166 amino acids. The record is from RefSeq and is a predicted model, not a curated record. Lineage: Eukaryota; Viridiplantae; Streptophyta; Magnoliopsida; Fabales; Fabaceae.
AUGACAAUCAGAUUUUGGAAGGAUUCUUGGAUUCCUAAUAUUAAUAAUCUUGCCAGUUUUGCUCUCUAUCCUUUGAAUGAGGAUGAAUUGGAUGAUCCUAUGACCUUGUUUUCUAAUCUUGUUUGCUGGAAUUGGCCAAAAAUUAGGCAAAUUUUACCUAUGCAUAUUUGUAAUUUGAUUGCUGGUUGUGAUCCUCCUUUACUGACUAAUGAUAAUGAUCAAGUCUUCUGGAAUCUUGAAGGUAAUGGUAAAUUUUCUCUUAGGUCUGCUUAUAGUCUAUUAUCUAAUUAUAACCAUGAGAAUUUAGGAAGAAACCAUAAUUUUAAUCUUAUUUGGGAUUGUAAGGCCCUCCCUAGAUUUUCUGUUUUUCUCUGGAAAGUAGCCCAUGGAAGGCUUUUAACUAAUGCUGAAAGAUUUAAUCGUAAUAUGACUUCUUCCUCUUUGUGUCCUAGAUGUAAUGAAGCUCCUGAAACUGUGAUUCAUGUCUUGAGAGAUUGCUAG